AUGGCCGCUUUGGCUAUAACAAGAGCCCACCAUGAGGAAAACGACUCCAUCGAAAAUGGCAAUAACCUUUUUGUGGUCAAGAUGGCGGUAUCUUACAACAAAGCAAAAGUUCCUGUUAUUGUUCUUGAUAGCGAUUCCGAAGAAGAACGAAUUAUUCAAUAUGAUUCUACUUUACCUGCCCAGCCAAAACUGCUUAUAAAAAAAGAAGUAUCCAAAGAGAAAGCCAACAGUAAGAAAAAUGUGGAAGAAUUGGACACUAACAACAAAUGUCUUGAAAAGUUCAUUGCAGCCUGUACUCCCUUCAUGAAUGAAAGUAAAGAGUUACAGAUCUUACAAAAUCUGAAGCAUCUCACUAAACAUGUUAGGACAGACUACUUGCAGUCUUCUGAAUUUCUAAACUUUAUUGUCUUACAAACUAAGAAGAUUCAAACUGACAAAAAAGAUGUUUUUGUAAGGAUAAAAGAAGUGUUUGAGGAGCUAAAGGCUUACAAAUUCAAAAAAUCUGUAAAGAAACAAGAUGAACAACAACUCUCAUCUAGUUCCCAUGGCAACAUCCAGAAUCCUUCCCAUACCAGGGUACAGGAAAUAUCUAGAAUUGUAGAUACAAAUUCUGACUCUUCUGAUACAAAAUUAAGUGAGGUGUCUGCUACAGGCUCAAAAGAAAAGGAAAGGCGAAAAGAAAAACAUGUGAGGAAACUAGAAAAACUGUUAGAGAAACUACACAGAAAGAUUAAGAAACUUCAAGAAAAAGAGCUUAGUAUAGAUGAUCUUGAUGAUGAUAACUCUGCAUACAUAGAGGAGGAAAGAUUCAAGAAACGAACCAUGAAAGUCUGGAACAAGUUGUGUGAACUGAAAGGAAGAGCAUAUGACACUGGCCGGCAGACCCAGAGAAAAUUCCAUUAUAAUGGAUCCCGCUAUGAAGAAAUAAACAGAAACAUAGAAAAAUUUAUCAAUAGGAAGAAGCUUUUUCCAGAUUACCAUGAUAUUCUUGGUAUUGUAAAGGAAGUAAACAAGGAAGAUCCUGGACUCAGGUUUUUAUCAUCUCAAAUGGACACCUUAGCUCGGGAGAUAUUUCAAGAUGUAGGUAAAGAACUCAAGAAACGUCGUUGCCUUGAUGAUUUGGAUCUUAUAAACAGUUAUGGUGAUGUGGCUGAUGAUCCAGCAGAUUUAGAUAAUGACCUCCGUUCAAAGUUAGAAGAAAGCUCAAAUAUUUGCCAGAAAAAAAUUGAUGAAAUAAUUGACAAGUAUGCUCAGGAGCAGACUGAAAUGAAACUGCAACCAGAAGAAGUUCCUGAUGAUGUAAAUGAUGAUGUUGAUGUGUUGAUAUCUGAAAGUAAAGAUGAAGAAGAAGAUGAGGAGGAGGAAGAAGAUCAAGAUGAAGAUUUAGAAGCAAUUGAAAAAACUGUGGAAAGUGAAGAGGAUGAAGACUUAGAAACCAUGGAUUUCUCCUGUAAUGCCUAUCAGAAAAAGACACUCUCCAAGGACCUUCAUGAUCCUAUUGGAUCCAAUAAUGAAGAGAACUCAGCAUCUGAUAAGCAUGCAGGAAAUGUCUUAACAAGCCUUAACCUAAUCCCUUCUAAAUCUCCAAUCAUUCCAUGUGCUAGUAGUGAUAAAAAUGGUUCAUUCCCUUACUUUGAUUUGGAAGUGGAUUGUGAGGAUGGUGACAUAGUUGAUGAAAACACAGAAGGGAAGAUCCUUACUCCAUCUGUUGAAAUGAUAGAGCAUAAGAGAAAAGCAGAUGAUUUAUGCAAAAAUGCAAAUGUGAAACGAAUGUGCACUAAAAAUAUUAAAACCAACAGCUAGCCCAUCUUCGUACUUUUUAGUUUCAACGAAUGUUUCAUAGGUACAAACCACUUGUGAGAAAAUGGUAAGAAUUAUAUUUUGCUCAAACAAGACAUUUCAUCAAAUGAAAGAGUAUAUUUCUAUGAACUGCUGUCAUCUUUUGUAUACUGUGUAUAAUUCUCAUUGUGCAAAACACAUUGAAAGUAGGUCAGGUAAAACAUUAUUGCUAUAUUUCUUGUUGCAACUCUUCAAUAAUUCCCAUUCUUAAGCUUAUUGAUACUGAGCAGAAUAAGAAUUAAAAAUUAUUUAAUGAAAUAGACUACAUUCUACAGUACUGUUAUUUUAGUGACCCGUGUUCAUUUUAAUAACUUCAAAACUAACAAGUAUUAUUUCAGCAAACAGAUAAGUAUGUUUAAGGUUAAUAACCUAUAUUGAAGGUAUCUUCAAAAGUUCAGUUACAUUGAUGAUUGGAGGAAGUAUUUCUUGUAGGGCUAAUUUUAUUGUACUUAAGAAGCUGUUUCUAUAAAAGUUGACUUAAGUCUGUUAAGUUCAAUUAGCAUACUGUGUUUGCAGUUUCUGGUUUUAGGUAUAGAGUAUGAUACUUGGUGUCAGAAAACUAUUUUAUGAAAAUGUGGGAUCAAAGAACACAAAAAAUGUAUUGGUUUCAAGGGUAUUUGCAGAUAGAUUUUUAAUCUUCAGCAUUAAUCUUUUAGUCACUUGGUAAAAUUAUUUACAACAUAAUUUGAAUAAAAAGACAUUUAAUUUUGUUUAAGUUCUAUGCCAGGGGUUUUUACUAGUUUUGUGCUUCAGUUUUGUUCACUGGAAAAAGAGUUUGACAAGGUGACAUUGUGAAGGGAAAUAUUAUCUUAGAACUAAGUAGUGAUAUUUUAUGAGGUUUAACAUAAAAUGUCUACAAAUUGGCAUUCCAGUGUGGCAUACUGGUCUUAGUAUGCAUUAUAUCCAAUUAUGUAUGUAACUUAAAAGAAAUAGCUUUAAACAAAUUUUCCAGACAUUAUAGUCAUCAGCUUAACUUGUAAACACAAAUGCAUACUGCUAAAGACCCUUUGUAGAAAAAACAAAAAAAAUCAUGUACUCAUUAUACCUUUUUUUUCUUUCUUGUAAAUUUUUUUAUCUGUUUGAAUGCAACUGUCAAACCACCAAAUGAAGUAACAUUCUUAUCACUUCAGAUGUAAACAGUAUCAUGGAAAAUGUGACUAUGAUCGGGUCUUAACAAACUUUGUGUGUGUAUGUAAUUUACAUUGCAAUUGAUUUUCUAAGGUAUUGUGUUACAACAUGGUCUUUAUUUAUAGUGUUAUGGAAUUCUGUAUCUCGUACGUUAAACUAUCAGAAAUUUUCAAAUCACGUUUUUAAUUUUAUGGUAAGAAAAAUAUAUUUUAACUAAAAAAAAUAGAUUUGUGUACUAUUAUGUCUAAUGUAAGGUGAAUUAUAAUUUUUAAAUUUCAUUUGCUUUCUUCUAUCAGGCAAAUCAAAUGAAAUGGUUUAAAAGGAUCAAUGAUAUGUAUAAUAAUGGCUGGAGACGGCUUGAAUGGGUAAUGAAGAAAAACUUUAAUAUAAGUUUAACAUAACAGCAAAUGUACAAUGAUUCGACAAGGUUUUGAUGAUGACAAAA
Molecule: messenger RNA, 3412 nt
Organism: Limulus polyphemus (Atlantic horseshoe crab)
Lineage: Eukaryota; Metazoa; Arthropoda; Merostomata; Xiphosura; Limulidae
Product: death domain-associated protein 6-like
Exons: 9
Coding region: 1-1803 (600 amino acids)
Molecular function (GO): histone binding
Source: RefSeq, a predicted model, not a curated record